Molecule: messenger RNA, 2877 nt
Organism: Schistosoma spindalis
Lineage: Eukaryota; Metazoa; Platyhelminthes; Trematoda; Strigeidida; Schistosomatidae
Source: the annotation of a GenBank genome assembly
AAUUUGUUUAACUAGGUAGAACCCAAUAGAACCACCUUCUAGACUUCGAAGCGCGAUAACUUCUGUUUCUGCAUACCCCAGCUCGGUUGUUGUAUCAUGGCUGUGUCAGUUGUCGGUUUCGAUAUAGGCUCUUUAACUUCUUACAUUGGUGUUGCUAGAGGUGGUGGAGUCGAAGUGAUUACAAACGAGUAUAGUGAGAGGGCUACACCGUAAGUCUCCUGUGUUGUUGAUCUUUUCAGAACAUGUGUUGCUUUUUCCGGGGAAUUAGUCCUUGUAGGAACAGCUGCCAAGUUACAACAAGUUAUGAAUAUCCAGAAUACUUUUACAAGCUUUACUCGGCUGCUCGGAAAGUGUCUGUCAGACUUCUCAGUUGUGAACGAAAGAAAGUUCAUGACCCAUCAAGUUGAAGCAACUCGUGAUGGUCGCAUUGCACUUUCGGUAAGUCUUUUCAUUUAGCUAUUUUAUUUUGUCGAGGCUUUUCUGAAAGGCCAAAAAACUCCCUUUGCCCCUGAGCAAAUUUUGGCUAUUCAAAUGAAUAAACUUAAGGAAAUUACUGAAACUAGUAUUGGUUCCAAAGUGGUCGAUGUUGUUGUCAAUGUUCCUACUUACUACACGGAUGCCGAACGAAGAUCUGUAUUAGAUGCCACAAAAGUUGCAGGAUUAAACUGUGUGAAGCUAGUGAAUGAUAUAACUGCAAUUGGUACUGCGUACGGGUUUUACCACACUGACUUACCACCAGCUGAUCAACAGCCGAAAAUAGUGGCGUUUGUCAGUGUUGGUUAUAGUACUACGCAAGUUGGUAUUUGCAGUUUCAACACAGGCAAGAUGAAAGUCCUUGCAACUACGUGUGAUGCUUUUCUUGGUGGUCGGGAUUUUGACGAAAGACUUUUCAACAAAUUCGCUAGUGAAUUUCAGCAACAGUACAAGCUGAAGGCAAGUUUGUGUUAGGUUGUUUCACCUUUGCAGGGUUCACUUUCAAUAAAAGCGACUAUAAGGUUGCUUCAAGAAUGUGAAAAGCUCAAGAAGUCAAUGAGUGCUAAUUCCUCGGAGUUACCUAUCAAUGUUGAGUCCCUUGCAGAAGAUCGAGAUUUAGCGAAUAAGAUGAAGCGGACUGAUUUCGAAGAAUUGUGCUCGGAUCUCAUGGAGCGAUUUCAAAUGUUGUUUACAAAAUGUCUUGAUGUGGCUAAGUUAAAGUCGGGAGAUGUACAUUCAGUGGAACUUAUUGGUGGUUGUUCACGUAUACCUAUGAUAAAGAACGUUGUCGCGUCUGUUUUCAAACAAGAAGGCAAGACUAGUUUAAAUGCUGAUGAAGCUGUCGCUCGUGGAUGUGCAUUCCAGGCAGCUAUCUGCUCCCCAGCUUUCAAGGUGAAAGACUUCAAUGUCAUUGAACAAUGUCUGUAUCCUAUUAUAAUACAAUUUGAUCAAGAGGAAGGUAGCGAACAAUGUAUGCAAACUGAAGAAAUUGAUGGUACAUUAACGACACAAGGCAAAAAUAUGUGCAUCGAAGUUUUUCCUUUUCUCCAUCCUAUUCCCUCUUCACGCCAGAUUGUUCUUUUACGACACGGUGUUUUUACUUUAGAAGCUCGGUAUGCGAAUAAAGAUAACUUACCAAACCAAAAUAUUGUCAUUGGGACUUUCAGAAUAGGAGACGCUUCUCAAUUAUUCACAGAGCCUCGUAAAAUCAAGCUUAAAAUGCGUAUGAAUACCCAUGGUAUUUUUAAUAUUUCACAAGCACAAUUAGUAGAAGAGUAUGAAAAGGAAGUUGAAGUUAGUGUUUCCGAGGACAAUCCUGUAGUUGAUGGACCUCCAAACUCUAAACAGGAAGUAACCGCAGCUAACAAUGGAGAUACCGAGAGUCAGAAUCCCCCAGUAGAUACCAACCAAACAAACACGCAAGAUUCUACUUCACCGAAAAAGAAGACAGUAAUGAAAAAGAAGAAAUUCACCAAGUAUCAUGAUUUGACGAUUGAAGUUAGUAAUAUGCAAUUCACUACAAAACAAAUAAAUGAGUUCUGUGAAAUUGGGGCUAAUCUCCUUCAACAGGACAAACUGGAACGAGAACGAGUCAAUUCCAAAAAUGCAGUUGAGGAGUAUGUUUAUGAAAUGCGGUCUAAACUUCAAGGACCAUUAAAUCCGUUCACUUCACCUGCUGAGUCAGAAUCACUACUUCAGUUAUUAGAUAUGACAGAAGAAUGGUUGUAUGGUGACGGUGAGAGCUUAAAACGUCACGUUUAUGUAGAAAAGCUUGCCGAGUUAAGGAGCAAGGGAGAUCCAAUUGUCCAUCGAGCGAACGAACAUCUUAAUCGUCCUUUAGCCGUUGACAAUUUCAAUCGGUCACUUGUGGUGAGUUAUCUCAUUAGCGUGUAUAUGCUACACUAUAAUCCAUUCACUAAACCUGUUAAGUCUAACAUUAUAUGAGUUUGUACUACAGUAUUAGCCAAAUCUAGUUAUCUCAAAAAUAAUGUUCUGAAUUCCAUUCUAUCUGGUUUAAAUGUCUCUGUUGCCUUCACCCUCAAUGCGGUCUAGUCCUUUGGUACCUGUUUCAAUCACUGACUAACAGUAUUUGUCACGUUUGCAUAGGAUUGUGUGAUGACUAAAAUCCCACCAAAUUUGAUGGCUAUGUAAAUUAGUAAUCAAGCACGCUUAUUAUUAAGUCACCCAGAUUCGUUACGACAAUUAUAUAUGCCGAAACCAGUCAGUCAGCAACAACGUAGAACUUCGUACGUACGGACGUACAUCAGUUCAGGUUACCAUACCACAUUGACACAAAGAUACAAUUGUCGAUUCAAAUCCCAUAGUAGUUGAGGUAGUAAAAGUAUAAGCAGUAACCGGAAAGAUUAAGGUUUGAAGAUGUUAUUCAAGAAGUAUAAUCGAGUG